This is a messenger RNA of Yarrowia lipolytica CLIB122, 1059 nucleotides long. RefSeq lists its product as uncharacterized. Gene Ontology annotation, molecular function: protein binding. The record is from RefSeq and is a predicted model, not a curated record. NCBI's taxonomy places the organism in Eukaryota, Fungi, Ascomycota, Dipodascomycetes, Dipodascales.
AUGACCGCAGAGGACACCAAACCUGAAGCCAAGGCUCAGCCCACCCAAGAGCCUGCUGCUGAGACAGAAUCGGCUGUCACAGUGGUUCCUCCAUCUUUCGAGUCCGACGUUUCCGAAGAUGAAGAGGAGGAAGCUUUCGAGGCAAUUGAGGCCGACGAAGACCUUCUGGCCGAUGCUGACCUCGACAUUCUCGACAUUGACCUCACUCAUCUCAAGAUCCGUGACUUUGCCAAGCUUGGUCUGGGUCGAUUCAAGCAGCUUGAGACCCUCUGUCUGCGACAGAACAUUUCUCCUAGCACGGAUGGCCUGGAGGAGGUAUCUGAUACCCUGGUUGAUCUCGACGUGUACGAUAACCGAAUUGGCAAGAUCGAGAAUGUGAACCAUCUGGUGAACCUCACCAAUCUGGAUUUCUCCUUCAACAAGAUCCGUCACAUCAAGAACGUCAGCAAACUCACAAAGGUCAUCAACUUCUAUCUUUGCCAGAACAAGAUCCAGGAAAUUCGAGGUCUGGACAACAUGCCUGAUCUUGUUAACCUUGAGCUUGGAGCCAACCGAAUCCGAGUCAUUGAGAACUUGGACCAUCUCAAGAACCUGCGUCAGCUGUGGCUCGGAAAGAACAAGAUCCGAAAGCUGUCUGGUCUGUCGGGACUGGAGAGUCUAGAAACCCUGUCUAUUCAAUCCAACAGAAUCACCAAAAUCGAGGGUCUGGAGAAACUGAAGAACCUGGAAGAGCUGUACAUUAGUCACAACGGAAUCACGAAGAUCGAGGGCCUGGAACACAACACCAAGCUGCGAACCCUGGACAUUACUGGAAACCCCAUCACCACCCUGGAGGGUGUUUCGCACCUCAAGGAUCUGGAGGAGUUCUGGGCCUCGGAUUGCAAGCUCUCCAACUACAAGGAGAUUGAGACUGAGCUUGGACAGCUGCCAAACCUCGAAACAGUCUACUUUGAGCGAAACCCUCUGCACCGAGAAAACCCUGCCACCUACAGAAACAAGGUGCGACUUUGUUUGGGCCCUUCCCUUCGACAGAUUGACGCUACUUUCAUCAAGUCUUAG